This is a messenger RNA of Aspergillus terreus NIH2624, 1632 nucleotides long. Its product is annotated as putative MFS sugar transporter. Bases 1 to 1632 code for a protein of 543 amino acids. Gene Ontology annotation, molecular function: carbohydrate:proton symporter activity. The transcript is spliced from 8 exons. NCBI's taxonomy places the organism in Eukaryota, Fungi, Ascomycota, Eurotiomycetes, Eurotiales, Aspergillaceae. Gene Ontology annotation, biological process: transmembrane transport; carbohydrate transport. The record is from RefSeq and is a predicted model, not a curated record. Gene Ontology annotation, cellular component: membrane.
AUGGGGACGUUCGGGUCUCAAACUAGCACUUACAACAGGCUGGUCACCGUGUUUGUUGCGAUUGGAUCACUGACAUACGGUUAUUGCGCGUCGAUCAUCUCCAGCACGAUCGGUCAACCCGGAUGGUACACCUAUUUCAAUCUCCCUGCCGAGGGAGAACCAGGAUAUGCGGCAAUCACCACCCCAGCCAUCUCCACCGCCAACGGCGUUUUCAGCGCCGGCGGUGCCGUCGGGGCACUGUUCAUAAUGUGGGCGUGUGAUUACUUCGGUCGAAAGGUCAACAUCCAGCUGGGCGCAUUUUUCUCCCUGUUCGGAGGUGCCCUUCAGGGCGGCGCCAACUCGCUAAAAAUGUUCCAGGCUGGCCGCUUUGUCUGCGGUCUCGGCAUCGGUAUCCUUGUCACCGUCUGUCCGAUGUACCUCUCGGAAAUGUCGAGCGCCUUCCGUCGUGGCUGGCUGGUGGGCCAUCAUGCCAUCUUCCUGGUCUUUGGAUACAUGCUUGCCGGGUGGGUCGGAUAUGCAUGCUACUUCGCGCAGGAUAAGCUGGGCACGUUCGGCUGGCGGUUCCCGCUGUGUCUGCAAUGCCUGCCGCCGCUAGUGUUGCUCGCCGGGUCGCCAUGGCUGCCGCGGUCUCCGCGAUGGUUGAUUUCUAAGGGGAAGCACGAGGAAGCAAAGCGGGUGCUUAACCGACUCCGGCAGUCCCCUGAUGAUCCGGAGAAUAUCGUCGCCAAGGAGGAAUACUACCAGACGGCGGAGCAGAUCCGUCUGGAGGCGCAGCGUCUCUCGGAGUAUGGAACCGUCUGGAACGCGGUCCUCAAGAAGAAAUCAUACAGGAAGCGGAUGGCGAUCGGGUUCCUCACGCAAUGGGGUGCGGAAUUCGGUGGGCCGUUGAUUAUUAACAACUAUGCCGUGCUUCUGUACUCGAACCUUGGCAUGGAGGGCGGCAUGCCGUUGCUGCUCAGCGCUGUGUGGUUGACCACUGCAGGUGUGAUCUACAACCCGCUCGGUGCAUGGCUGCACGACAAGGUCAAUUCCCGACGAGGCAUGUUUAUCACCGGAUUCAUUGGCAUCGUCGUCACCACGUCGUGUCUGGCCGCCAUGACCGCGGAGUAUGCAGGCACCACCAACCGCGUUGGCAACGGCUUUGGCAUCUUUUUCAUAUAUCUGUAUCUGGCGUUCCAGGGAACCUGCUGUGACACCACCAUGUACAUCUAUGUUUCAGAGAUCUUCCCUACCGAGAUCCGCCCCAUUGGCAUGGGCUUCUCGCUGUUUGGCCAAUUUGCCGCUACGAUUAUCCUUCUACAAACCGCCCCAAUGGGCUUCGGCAAUGUCGGCUGGAAAUUCUACCUGGUCAUCAUUUGCUGGUCGGCCUUUUUCAUCCCAGUAAUCUACUUCUUCUUCCCUGAGACCGCCCGCCUGACCCUGGAGGAGAUUGCAAAGAAAUUCGGCGAAGAGGUGGCUGUCCAUAUCACUGAUGCCCCGGACGAGGAGAAGGUCCGUAUUGAGCGGAACCUGGCCUUGAAGUACGAUGAUGGUCCUGGCCAGGCUCAGGCACCAGCUGAUAAUUCUCAUGGAGAGAGUUCCAGUCCUGACCUGUCUGCGGAUGGCCUCCAGGAAGCUCCUAAAACGGGCUAA